This is a messenger RNA of Chrysemys picta bellii (western painted turtle), 2280 nucleotides long. RefSeq names its product chromosome 15 C12orf76 homolog (gene C15H12orf76). Lineage: Eukaryota; Metazoa; Chordata; Testudines; Emydidae. The record is from RefSeq and is a predicted model, not a curated record.
UCCCCGCUUAUCCGCGCCGGGCCGGGCCGGGCGGGAGGCGCCGGGAAGAUGCUGCGGCGGCGGGCGCGGCCGGGCUGGGGGCUCGCGCUGCUGCUGCUGGCGCUGGCGGGGCCGGGCUGGGCGGCGGGGCCCGCGGAGCGGAGCCGGCCCUACGCCGUGCUGCGGAGACAGAACCUGGUGCUCAUGGGGAGCGUUUUCAGUAUCCUGUUAAUCACCAUGAUCCUAAUGGCAGUAUGCGUCUACAAGCCCAUUCGACGACGGUAGCAGAGCGGGAAGAAUCGGAACGGAUUGGUCACCUUGCUUGUGCAGCAACCGUAAAUCCAGCCUGAUUUGUAGUCUGAGUUCUGGCUUGUAAACCACUACGGCUGCUUAGUAAAAAGACUGUGAGAAGUUGUUGUUGUUUUUUUCCCCUCUAACAUGUAAUGUAACCAGUUGUUUCCCUUGCAGAAGCAUGCCUACAACUGCUUGGCUCCUCUCAAAGACACCAUAGCUAGAAUCUGAAAAUCUCCUCCCAGAUCUCUAGCAAUUAGUAGCUCAACAGAGGUCUAUCUCUUCAAACAUGGAUGCCUAAAGUUAGACGCUUAAAUAAAUGUGGCCUCACUCUGGCAAAUUUUAUGUCUGUGACUAAUGCUAAGCACUCAUGUUUGAAAAUGUUAGCUGUAAACUUGAGUUAAUAUUUGGCCUAACUCUGAUAGGAAAGGCUAGGAAUAUGUGAAGUAUUUUACUUUGGUAUUGCCCACAGGAAAACACUACCACUUAGACUUGCUGUAUUUCUGAAUUCUGUUCUCAAUUCCUGGGUGGGAAUAUGACAUGAGUAACCCUCAUGAUACUCCUUAAACACAGCCUCUAAGUGAUCCUAACAUGAAAACAAUGUACUGUAGAUAAUGUGGUUCAUGUGCCAUUUUUGGCAGCAAGGCUGAUUACAAUUUCAGCUGUUUCAAAUGUCAAAGUUUUCUCAAUCUAGUCUGUCAAAUACCCAGUGGACUACAGUGUGGUGGUAUCAGAAACAAAGUUAAAUGGAAAGCUUAUAACUUUUGAUUUGUUCUAAAAAUCAUAAUUUUGCAAGCAGGCAAGUGCGUUGGAUUCUGAUGUAUUGAUUGGUUUUGCAGUCUUAAGGAAUGCAACUCUCCACUCAAGCAUGAAGUCUUCUAUCAGGUUUCUAGAGUUAGUCUUAUAAAAGUCAGUCAAAAGACGAGGGCUUGAACAUGCUCUAGUCAUGAACUUGGCUUUGUAGGGCUGGCCUACGCACACAUUUGAAUUGAAAUAGAAGUAUGAAUUAAAACUGAUUUCAUUAUUUUGGGGGCAUGUUGGUUUGUUACUGACUUUAGCUGCUUUUAUUCUGAAAUAAGUGGCUACACUCAGACUUGUACCAAAAUAGCUAUGUUGGUUUUAGGAAUCCGGUCCAAGUUUUUUUGUAGACCAGACCCCAGGGCUGAACAAAUGUUCAUGUCCUUAAAUAUGUAAUAGGUUUGGGCUCAGUAGAUGAAAUGACUAACAGUGUAAACUUCAGCCCCUUAAAUAUUUCCAAGAAAGUCAGUCAUGGUUGAGUGACUGUCACUUUAAUAAGAUUGAGGGACUGUCACUUUCAAAACCUUGUGAAAAUGUUGUGUGUUUAAGUUAUGUGCAGCUCUGUUAUAUGCAUUGUACGUGAUAAGUGUUUACACUUGCAUAUAAAUGCUGCUAUUUUAUUUUGCACUAGUAUAAGUGUUUUUUAAAUAACAAACAAGAAAAAUCCAACUAAGGACUGCGUUGGUGGUGGUAAUUUAUUUUAGAAUAUUUUAAUUUCACAUGAGGAACAACUCCCUGCAUCUCUCUUCUAUUGUUUUCAACUUUCUACUGUGGCUUAUGUAAGUAACAACUGCUGGCUCCAUUUCAUUUAAAGGGAUGAUGUGACGGCUGGUGAAAGUAGUGAUGACUUUUUGCUGCUUGUCUGUAUUGUAAUAAGAUGAUGAUUGUACCCUGCAAUUCCCAGCCUUUAAGUAAAAUAUGAGCUAAAGUGAGAGUAAACUGGUGGUAAGUUUUAGUUCUUGCUGCUCCUUUUUCUGUUUUGUAUAUUGUAUCAGCCGAAUCAUCUGUCUACUCUCCGUCUGUCUUCAUUUCACCUCAGAUUACACUUUCAUCUUCGUUAGCGUGGUAGUGAGGGAAAGUCCAGCUGCACUCAAGGUUAUAGGCUUGUAGCUACAAGCCUAUAACCUUAUCUGCUUGCUUGGAGUGAUAUUCUUGUUUACAUUCCCCACUCCUAGCUACCUCCCUUAUUGUACAAAUAAAAAGCUAACCCAA